AGUCUCAAUAUGAAGCUCCUUAUUGCGUUCGCCCUUGUGGGGCUUGUUGCUGGUGGUGUCAUAGAUGCUCCCGCCGACUCGGUGGUGGAGCUUGACUACCACAACAAGAUCGGAAUCCCACUUGCGGCACGCUUGAAGGCGGCCGAAGAGGCCUUGGACUUCGAUGGUGCCAGGAUUGUAGGUGGAAACCCUGCUGCUCUUGGACAGUACCCUUACAUCGGUGGCCUAGUCAUCGCCAUGUCCACCGGCGGCACCUCCGUCUGCGGCUCGUCCCUCCUCUCCAACACCCGCGGCAUCACCGCCGCCCACUGCUGGCGCACUCUCUUCUCCCAAGCCACCUCCUUCACCGUCGUCUACGGCACCACCCUGCUCUUCUCAGGCGGCACCAGGGUCACCACCACCGAUGUUGAGCUGCACGCCAACUACAACAUGCUCACGCUUGUUAAUGAUAUCGCUAUUAUCAGGCUUCCGUGGGUCACCUACACCAACGUCAUCCAGCCCAUCCCUAUCGCCACCGGCAACUCCGACUUCGCCGGCACCUUGGCCUGGGCUUCCGGCUGGGGCCUGACUAGCGAUGGUGGCUCUCUCACCACCGCCCAGUUCCUGUCGCACGCGCAAGUGCAGGUGAUCGCUAACUCCGUGUGCGCGGCCACGUACGGCACCGGCACCGUGCAGGCCACCACCAUCUGCAUCGCCACCACCGAAGGCCGCGGCACCUGCAGCGGAGACUCCGGCGGCCCCCUGGCUAACGCCGCCAACAACCUGCUGAUCGGUGUGACUUCCUUCGGCCACCGCGACGGUUGCCAGCGCGGCCACCCCGCCGGCUUCGCUCGCGUCACCGAAUUCGCCGCCUGGAUCCAGGCUCGUAUGUAAACUGUCCAUAGGCUACGACACCGCUUACCACCAGGCGAAGUACAUCCACCAGUGAUAUUAAAAGUUCAUGUCAACUGUAAUUGCGGGUGGAUUUGUGAAUAUAUUUUUUGUAAAUA
This is a messenger RNA of Cydia amplana, 989 nucleotides long. Its product is annotated as trypsin alpha-3-like. Bases 10 to 873 code for a protein of 287 amino acids. The record is from RefSeq and is a predicted model, not a curated record. Gene Ontology annotation, biological process: proteolysis. Gene Ontology annotation, molecular function: serine-type endopeptidase activity. The transcript has 5 exons. NCBI's taxonomy places the organism in Eukaryota, Metazoa, Arthropoda, Insecta, Lepidoptera, Tortricidae.